Molecule: messenger RNA, 1516 nt
Organism: Ceratosolen solmsi marchali
Lineage: Eukaryota; Metazoa; Arthropoda; Insecta; Hymenoptera; Agaonidae
Exons: 6
Coding region: 91-1209 (372 amino acids)
Source: RefSeq, a predicted model, not a curated record
GGUUUAGAGAAAACGAGGGAAGGAUAGAAAGAAGGAAGAUCGAUCGUCUUCGUUGACUGGACUGCCGAUCAGUUUUUAUGCGACCUAGCCAUGAAGCGGAUCUCGGUCUAUUGCCUCGUACUCGGCUUCCUGACCGCACAGGCGUCGGCCUACAUGGUACACGAGGAGCCGGAAGAGGAGACUGACGAAACAAUCCGUGGUAAACGGCAACAGAACAAUGUCGGAGUAAUUGGCAACGUUUUUAACAAUAUAGCUAUAAAGACUCCCGUGACAAGCAUUGGUACCGAGACCGAACUGAUGACGAACAAAUUUCAAGAAGCAAUAUCGGCUAAUAAAACGGAGGCUGCAAAACUUGAAAUGAAAUAUAAUUUGACUACAUCGUCCAUAAGCGAUAUCAAGCAACGCCAACGAAUUGAGGCUAAGAAGCUUGUUGAAUCCCAACGAGAGCAGCUGCGUAUUUAUGAAGAGCAGUUACGCCGUCGGCAAUUCGAAUUAGUAUUACAACAUAAUAAACGUAUGCAAGAGCAAAUCGUCCAAGAGGAUAAACGUCCGUACAGUCAUAUUUAUCGUGAUCCCUAUGGCUUUAAUGCCCUAACUAAGUGGGUGGUUGGUUCACAUGGGACUUUUAACGGACAUACUGGUCACGGUGACGGCCAUGUUUACCAAUUUUUUAAUCGGGAAAAACCAUUGCACUUCGGAGGACACAGACAGCGCGAUAAUCAAUCACAGCAAUUUCCGACACCGGUAAAAUCGGCAUUACCCCUGAUCAGCACGAGCACUACCACCACCACCGCCAUGACCACCAGCACCAGUAGUCGUACGAGCAUCACAAGUACAAGUACAGCAAGACCUACUCGUUAUUAUGAGGUACACGAGGUGGUCGACGAGGGGAUCAAUACCUUUGCCUGGCCCAACUGGUUCGGUAUCAUCAAUGCCCUCGACAAAGCCACCUAUACUCGGCCCGAUCGAGUGCAAAACAAUAUCGCACCAAAGAAAGUGAAGGUCAAAUUGAAUAAACUGCCGCCUCAGAAUAAAAUCGCUUCGAGAGAUCAGGACGACUAUAAGAGUAAAUACGCGCAGGCGAGAAAAAAUUAUAAUGCCUCGGAGGCGGAGCUGACGGGAAAUGAGAUCGACAGCGAUUUAGAAUCAAGCGAGAAAAGGCUGACUAUGAUCGAGAGAGGUGAACAAAUUCUAUUACCUAACAACUAAGGAUUACGCUAUGACUUGACCCCUUCAGCUUUUUUUACACACAUGAAUGAGACUUGAUGAUUUUUAGAUUGAUGUAAAAUAUAAAGUACUAGCUCUAAUUUCCGAUCGAUCUGAUAUGUUUUAGAAAAAUUUUGUGAAACUUAGAAUGAAAAAAUUUAAAGCAUCGACUUCGAUUAAUACUUUAAUUAUACAUAAGAAAGGAUUGGGUAACAUAUGAUUGUAUAGUAGUGGAGACUUAAGACUACUAACUUCUAUCAACUUCUUUAUUACAAUUAUUUUUAUACAUGCUUUUUUAUAAUAUAUUUUU